UCAAAAAAGCCAUUGAUUGGACUGUAUCACCAACUCAGCCCUCCCGCAGUUAUCCUUUUCCAUAACCGAAUUUUACCCCUAAUAUUCCCUCACACAACAUAAAAUUACAGUACAGGAGUGCAACAUUUAUACUAUAAUACCCGUUGGAAAUUAGUUAAACAUCGUCAUCUCCCUUUUUUUUUGCUGCCGUCACCUUUAAAGAGCGACGUCGUCCAAAAAAAAAAAACCGAUGUCGUCCAACCUUGAAUAAAAAAAACGACGACACGCGAUUUCUAUCAUAUUUAAUAUUAAUCUUUUUCAAAAGGGAUUUUUUAUACACAACCUUUUUAACAAGAGAAUUUUUGUGGUAACAACGCCACAUUUACUUUUUAUAUAUCAACCUUAAGCUCAUCUGACAAACAUUUAAAAAGUUAAAAAGAUGCCACAGGAAUUACAGUCAACAAACCAACAAAGUCAGACUACUACUGUUGAAGAAGUCAAACCUACGACAACAGUUACAGCAAGUAAAAAUAAAUUAGAGCAAAAAUUUAAUAAAAAUGACGACACUUCUAAAUCACUCAAGAGAACUGCUCCUGUUGACGUUUCUAGUCAAGGUGACGCCAAACGUAAAGCUACUCAAGGAUCAAAAAAAUCAUCAGAAAAACAAAUCGACAAUGCUAAUUUAAAAACUACCGAUCCUACUGCCAUUGCGGCAAAUGCCGCAGCUAUUUUAUCAAGUGUACCUUCUUCUGUGGCCCAAAAUGUAGUAGUUGCACCCCUAAUCCCGAACCAACAAACCGCAAUUAAUGAUCUUUCCCCCACGCUUCAUUCUAACAUGGAAGAAUUUUUGAACAAUGCCGCAGCAAAUGCUCAGGCACCGACACCACAGCCUCAGGAUAAUUCUGGUAAUAAACGUGCCGUUAGUACUCGCAACCUUACCAAUGAUGAACGCCGACAACGUAGACUUUUGCGUAAUCGAGUUGCUGCUAAAGAAUGCCGACGAAAGAAAAAAGCGUAUGUUGCUGACCUUGAAGAAAAGGUUACUCGUCUAGAAGAUGAAAACAGUCGACUUAACAAAGAAAUUGAUGAAUUGAACACCAAGUUAAGCUUAAAUGUUAUGAAGCUUGAAGAAAAUGCACGUCUACAUAAAGAAAUUGAGGAGUUAAAGACAAAGUUGAACACAACACAACAAGAUGCAAAGAAAGAAACCAGGUCAAAAACCAAUGAUGAGAUUGAACCGGUUAAACAAGAAUUAAAUGCAAAAUCUUGAUUAGUCAUCUUAAUAGAUUAAAAAUUUUUUUUUUUCUUUUAAGGAAAAAAAAAAGUUUUUUUUUUUUUUGAUUCUUUCUCUUUUUUUAUUUUAAUCGUUAUUAUUGGGGUUCGUAUAUUUUUCUUUUUUUUUUCAAUACAUACCCCCUUUUAAAAAGUUUAUUAAACACAGCAUCAUCCACGAACAUUAAUUGAAUAAUCUUGGUGACGGAUAAUUUGGUGGGGAUAAUUUGAUGGAUUAAAAAAAAAAAAAUUAUAUAUGGGAAUGAUAAAUUAUAAGAGAAUAAGAGUGAACAAAAAUUAUUUAAUAUGAUUCAUCAAUUGAUUGGAAUUAGUUCAACCUGUCCACUCUAUUUUUCUCUUUUAUUUUUAUUUUAAAACAAAAUUUUAAAAAAUUUAAAAUUGGGUU
This is a messenger RNA of Rhizophagus irregularis DAOM 181602=DAOM 197198, 1657 nucleotides long. RefSeq lists its product as uncharacterized. Gene Ontology annotation, molecular function: DNA-binding transcription factor activity. The record is from RefSeq and is a predicted model, not a curated record. NCBI's taxonomy places the organism in Eukaryota, Fungi, Glomeromycota, Glomeromycetes, Glomerales, Glomeraceae. Gene Ontology annotation, biological process: regulation of DNA-templated transcription.